Molecule: messenger RNA, 1280 nt
Organism: Aspergillus glaucus CBS 516.65
Lineage: Eukaryota; Fungi; Ascomycota; Eurotiomycetes; Eurotiales; Aspergillaceae
Exons: 2
Coding region: 65-853 (262 amino acids)
Source: RefSeq, a predicted model, not a curated record
GUCAUUAUCUUUUCUUAACCUAUUUUCGAUUCUAAGCUUCAUCGCGAUAUCCAGAAUACAGAAAAUGUCACCGUACAAAAUCGCCGUGAUCCCCGCCGACGGCAUCGGGCCCGAAGUCGUCGAUGCCGGCAUCGAAGUCCUCCAGGCGCUGGCUGCCAAGCUGAACCUGUCCUUCGAAUUCACAAACUACGACUGGAACUCGGAAACCUACAAGACCACCGGUGCCUAUAUUCCCGCGGGCGGGUUGGACGAUUUGAAGCGCCAUGAUGCGAUCUUGUUCGGCGCUGUGGGCGCACCGGACGUCCCCGACCACAUCUCCCUCUGGGGCCUCCGACUAGCAAUCUGCCAACCCUUCCAGCAAUACGCCAAUGUCCGACCGACCCGGAUCCUUCGCGGCACCCAAUCCCCCCUCCGUAACUGCCCUCCGGGAUCGCUCGACUGGGUGAUUGUCCGAGAAAACAGCGAGGGUGAAUAUGCCGGACAAGGUGGUCGUUCGCACCGCGGAUUCCCUUGGGAAGUCGCUACCGAGACAGCGAUUUUCUCGCGCGCAGGCGUGGAGCGCAUCAUGCGAUUCGCAUUCGACACGGCCGCCAAGAGACCCAAGAAACAUCUUACUGUUGUAACGAAGAGUAAUGCACAGCGCAACGGAAUGGUCCUGUGGGACGAAGUCGCGGCUAUCAUCGCAAAAGACUACCCACAGGUCACGGUAGAAAAAAUGUUAGUCGAUGCGAUGACCACAAAAAUGGUGCUCAAGCCGGAGAGUAUCGACACGAUUGUCGCGAGUAAUCUGGUAAGUCACACGAAAGCCAAGACCGCUAAGCUAAGUGAAGCCGUCUUGGUUUUAUCUUGGUGACAUGGAAAAAGCUAAUAGGAUAACGUAGCACGCCGAUAUCCUCUCCGACCUGGCGGCCGCUUUAGCCGGGUCUAUUGGAAUCGCGCCCACUUCCAACCUGGACCCAACGCGGCAGCAUCCCAGUAUGUUCGAGCCAAUUCACGGCUCAGCCUUUGAUAUUACGGGAAAGGGAGUGGCCAACCCGGUGGGGACUUUCUGGACCGUGGCGGAAAUGCUGGACUGGCUUGGUGAGGAAGCUGCGGCGCAGAAAUUGAUUGAGUGUGUGGAAAAAGUGUGCGAAAAGGGAAUUCUCACGGCAGAUCUGGGAGGAAGCGCGAAGACAAAGGAAGUCACAUCAGCAGUUGUGGAGGAAAUCGGAGGACUAUCGUAGUAGUGCAGAAUAUACAGAGUAGAGUGUGCAUAGAAUUAGCCUCAGCCUCAGCCUCGU